GGAACACAGCAGACCGGAGAGGACAGAGACACAGUACAGGUGUUUAUGGGAGAGGAGAGGGGACACUGACGGGCAACGUUUCGCUUUUGCUUCUCGGACAUUGAAACGACUUUGACCGCGUGUUGCAACCAUGCGGUCUAUGGAGGAGGACCCAGACACACUGCACAAUGUUUAAUGAGGACCCAAGGAUGAACUCUUUGCCUCUUCUUGUUUAUUUCAUACUACUUCUUGAUUCUGUGUUCACUCUCCUCCCUGCUCCGGUCAAUGUUAGAGUCAGCUCUAUCAACUUCCAGCAUGUCCUGCAGUGGGAUCCUGGGCCUGGCACCCCACCAGGAACACAGUAUAGGAUCAUCAAAAGGGUAAACAAGAAAGCAAAGCCAACCUUCUCAAACGGAACAUCACUGAAGCUGAAGCUUCCACGAUACAACGUGAGGUACGAGCUGACUGUGGAGGCAUCCUACAACCAGACCCUGUCUCCACCGUCCAGGAAAUACUUCUUCACCCCUUUCACAGACACCACAAUAGGUCCUCCAAAGGUCUCACUGGCUGGUUGUGGAAACUGCAUCAAAAUCAACAUUUCCCUCCCUGAACCUGACAGGAGCUCAGGAAUCGAUGAUAUCCAGAAGUUAUAUGCUGCUAUGUUCAAAGUCCUUUGGAGGAAAGACCAAGAAUCUAAAGUGGACUCUGAACAAACAUCAAACAGGAGCUUUACUGUGAACAACCUCCAGACUGGUACGAGAUACUGUGUACAGGUGCACACAGUGAUUAUUGUAAACAAAAACACUGAGCCAUCCGCAUGGGACUGCGUCUUCACGAGCAUCUUGGAACCAAGCAUAGACCAUGCUGUUCCCGGUGCUCUUGCUGCUGCUCUGAUUCUGGCUAUUGGUGUCCUGACGAUCUUCAUGUUUUGCCUCCACUACACUGGAAUUCUUUGUAAACUGAAGGCAUCUGUGCCCAGAGGACUAAUUGAGGCUGUGAACCAAGGCUACACCCUGACACCAGAGACGACAAUCUGUGAUAAGAUCUCAAUUAGCACAGAGGUGGCUCAACAGAGGAAGAACAACAAUCCCCCCACUUCUCAACCUGCCACCAGGGGCACUAACUCUGAUGAGGAGGAGGAGGAGGAGGAGGAAGAGGAAGGGAGAAACGUAUACAUAGACAGAGACGCAGAGCUCUCCUCAGCUGAAAGUUCCUGCCAGGGCUCUGUUGAUAAGUCGGGGAACAGCAAGGUGGCUGCAUCAGAGGGCUCUGGGUGUGUGAAGGUGGAGACGGAGCUACCAGACACACAGUUUGAGGAUGACGUCCCAUUUGAUGGGUUUGAUCAGGAUGAGGCCAAAGCUGAAGAAGCAGAGAUUUCUCUAAUGCCUGAGGGACCAGUCACAUGUACGGUGGAGGAGGAUCAGGAGGAGGUGUGUGAGAGAUCAGGGAAUAUCAAUCUGUUCUCAGUCACCAUUUCUGCACUCGCUGUAUGUGAGGAAGAGGAGGAGGAGGAGGAGGAGCAGAAUACAGGAGAUUCUCUUACAGACUUUUUAAAACGGUCUGAUCUGGAGCCUCUACUGCCAAAAGGCUCAAUGCCGACUUUGAGCAUCACAGACUCACAAACUGAGUCAGAUGAUCAGACACCUCCCGUAUUAAUGCUACCUACACAAGAAGGUUUGACUGUGAAUCUGUAUGAAGCUGGCUGUCACAAAACAUGUGAUGGUGAGACACAGUAUGAAGACAUGGCGGAGGAGGAGGAAGAAGAGGAGGAGGAAUUAUCUGGAUAUAUGGCACAUAGGUGAUAGUUUGUUCUGACCUGUGUUCAUAUAUACUUUAAUUCAUUAAUUCCUUCCAAGGAAGACCGAUCCUUUUUAUUUGAGGGAAAAAUGUAUAUGCAGUUUUAGCGGCCUGUUUUUCUAUUCUUUAUGAAAUGCAACAACACAUGACUACAUUUCUCAUGUAGUUCCAACAUCACAGUAGCCACUAGGGUUGAGUGAGUAAACUUGUCACUAUCCACACUAGUGAUGUGUCCUCAUUGGGUAGCUGUGUUCUGUAAAUAGUUUUCUUAUUCUUGUGAUCAAAAACUGUCUGAAGCUCAACUCUGAGCCUGUUUUGUAAAUAGUUUUCAAAUGCAUCAUAUCUAUGACAACUUCUGGUCAACCCAUGUUAUAUUCAGGCUUAAAAUAUCAUCUUCCAGUUAUUUUUCCACUCUUUUCCAGUCUGAGUGAAGCCCACUUCUGCUUUAAUCCCCUACCAUUCUUAUACAUGUGGCAUCAGAGUGGUGGGCACAGACACCAGCCAUUCCAUGUUG
This is a messenger RNA of Centropristis striata (black sea bass), 2290 nucleotides long. RefSeq names its product cytokine receptor family member b1 (gene crfb1). NCBI's taxonomy places the organism in Eukaryota, Metazoa, Chordata, Actinopteri, Perciformes, Serranidae. Gene Ontology annotation, molecular function: protein binding. The transcript is spliced from 8 exons. The record is from RefSeq and is a predicted model, not a curated record. Bases 168 to 1781 code for a protein of 537 amino acids.